AUGGUCCCAUUCUCGCCGAUGGUGAAUAUUGAUGGAUUAGCCAAUGACUACACGGACAACCUCUACACAUACGCCCCCAGGCCGAGUUGCUCCAGUUUCAACAGGGAUUGUGGAUCAAGGUACCUCUUCUGCCACGGUACCCAAUUUGUAUGCGUAUCAAGAAUAAGAGCUCCGUUCGCAUGUAAUCCAAGUCGAUUUGGAGGUGAGUUUGAAAGUUGUUACCAAAAAAAUAUCUGA
Cooperia oncophora is the source of this 237-nucleotide messenger RNA. The record is from the annotation of a GenBank genome assembly. NCBI's taxonomy places the organism in Eukaryota, Metazoa, Nematoda, Chromadorea, Rhabditida, Trichostrongylidae.